Messenger RNA from Suillus bovinus, 987 nucleotides. RefSeq lists its product as uncharacterized. The record is from RefSeq and is a predicted model, not a curated record. The coding region runs from base 154 to 645 and encodes 163 amino acids. Lineage: Eukaryota; Fungi; Basidiomycota; Agaricomycetes; Boletales; Suillaceae. The transcript has 6 exons.
CUGUCACAGUCAGUCACAUGUUGCAUCGGCAUCGGGCAUCGUGCGGUUCGGUUAACCUUCGCUUCGAAAUUGACAGGAAUCGGUCCACCCUUCAAAGCUCUGACGAUUUAAGUGGUGCGUGUGUACACUAACUCAUCCAGUCACCUUCAAGAGAUGGCGACCUCAAUUCAGCUCCCAUCAGACGCAGUCCCUUUCAACAUCUUUGCCUUAACAUCAAUGCAUGCAAAUGAUAGAUACCGUGGCGCUGUUGUAGAGGACCUGCAACUUCCCCCUGCAUUCUGUUUACCCUCUUCCGAAUCUGUAUCUCGCGCAAUGGAGUCAGCAUAUGAUCGUGACUUCUCCCAUAUACCCGUCCUCAACCGUGAUCGUCGUCCGCUCGGGUACGUAGACGUAGCUGCUCUGAAAGAGAAAUGGGAAGCAGGCACAGCAUCGCCAAGCGACUCCAUCAGUAAAUACAUGAUCAAGUUCAAUCGUAGUGCAUCUCAGCAUUACAGUCUCAUAACGCCCUUGACUCCCCUCGCGGAACUGGCAGAUUUUUUGCAGGACAAUAUCUUUGCGUUAGUUACAGACCAGAGCAGGAAUUUUGUGCUUGCUGUGGCUACAUCGCAAGAUCUAAACAAUUUCGUGACGCGUAGGGGUCAUUGAUUUGAUAACUGAUGGACCAUUUAUCAUCUUAAUUAUUAACUGUCAGCCAUGUGGUUUUACAUCUAUCAAGUGCAACAUGUUUCAAUGUGGGCUGCGUUGGUGUACCAUAUCUUGGUUGCGAAGUUUAGAGGAGGUACAUGUAUGGUAAUGAUGUCAUCUUUGCGACGGUAUGAUGCUGAUUGUAGAGGUUUGUAAUGACAACUAUGAUAUAUCGGAUAUGGUGUAAUGGUUAACAUUACCGCCUCUCAAGCUUAGGAUUCGCGGUAGCUCGGGGUUCGAUUCCCCGUAUCCGAAUUUUCUUUUUGUCAUUCGUAGCGGUAUUUACAGCGGAGUUGUCAUACG